Messenger RNA from Cololabis saira (Pacific saury), 8500 nucleotides. RefSeq names its product chondroitin sulfate proteoglycan 4 (gene cspg4). The record is from RefSeq and is a predicted model, not a curated record. NCBI's taxonomy places the organism in Eukaryota, Metazoa, Chordata, Actinopteri, Beloniformes, Belonidae. The transcript has 11 exons. The coding region runs from base 52 to 7011 and encodes 2319 amino acids.
AUGGAGUGUGUUUAACGGGAGAGUGGAGGACUUAAUUUUCAGCGUUCAGAAAUGAUGAGAGCCAUGCAUUCAGUCCUCGCUGGUGCCUUCCUGACCCUGCUGCUCUGCCUCCCCGGCCCUGGUCAUGGAGAAUCCUACUUCGGGGACAGUUUCUGCAGCAUACAAGCCUUCCAAGAUGUCUCAACUUUCCAGCUGUCACUACGUAUUAAAACAAGCCGGCGGAGUGGGCUUCUGCUUCUGGCUGCAGGAAUGGAGGACUACCUGUUCCUAGAGCUCCUACAUGGGAAAAUUCAGGCACGAAUGAACUUGGGAGCUGGCGAGAUUGCACUGUCGUCAUUUCAAGGAGUGCAACUAAACAAUCUUUUGGAGCACAAAGUCUCACUGGCUUUGCAAGAUGGCAAGCUCACCAUGACAAUUGAUGAUGUCUUCCCAACACAUGUCCCCGUGAGCGAUGAUGGAGAGCAACUCAAUAUCGAUCUGGGCAUUUGGAUUGGAGGAACGGGAGACCUGGAGGCUUCCUACCUCAGCAACGCCAUUCCCCCCUUCCGUGGCUGCAUGACAGACAUCAAAUUUGAAUCCCAUCAGUUUGAUAUCCUCAGCUCAGCAUUUAAGCAGUGCCAUGACACCAAGGAAUCCUGCAGCAGUGAAUUUGAGGCUGGAGACGGGGAGGCAACGAGUUUCAGCACUCCUGAUUCAUUUAUGUCCUUCCCUACAUGGAGUGGAGUUGUUGGAGCUCCAAAGACUUUGGAAUUCUUAAUGAAAACCACCAUAGAGGACGCUUUGCUUGUAUUUCAUCCUGGGCGAGACUCAGACUUCAUUGCAAUUGGCAUUGAUAAAGGCUAUCUCAAAGGUGUACUGGACCUUGGGGGUGGAAUGGAGAUACUUGAGAAUACACGAGUGCAGCUUGAUGAUGACCAGUGGCACAGAGUUAAGGUUCAGGUCAACCAGACUACUUUUGUUCUUAACGUAAAUAGCGAGUCAUCCUACCAUGCUCUUGACGAGUCGCAAUCUCUGGAUUUGGUUGGAAAUCUGUAUUUCGGAGGUAUCCAGGGGAAAAUGAAGGAAGUUUUCCGUGAAAGCGGGUCCUUGGGUCGCUUUGAGGAUGACUUGACCUCUGAAUCCUUCAUUGGAUGUUUAGGGGAAAUCAAAGUAAACGAGAAGCAUAGAAACCUGCAAGAUGCUUUGGUGACCAAAGAUAUUCAUGUUAAAUGUGAAGGUGAAGACUACGACUACUCAACUCAGGAUGAGCUAGACACAACAACCUCCCCCCCUGUCACAGUUCGCUAUAUAUUUAAUGAACAGCAUUGUACUCCAACACAAGACAUGCCUGAAAUUUUCCAAAAUGUAACAAAACUUCUUGAUGUUACACCUUUGUUUGUACAUGAAGGUGGAGAAGUUUUUCUUGGUAUGACCAACUUAAACCCUACAUUUGACCUCAGCGCUGCAGGAAUACGACAGUCUCAAAUCAUCUUUACUCUCCUGGACGAUCCUAUAUAUGGUUUGAUUGAUAUGAAUAUUAACACAAAACACACAAACAAGUUCACUCUUAUGGAUGUGAUCAAUGAGAAAAUUAAAUACAUGCAUGAUGGAAAUGAAAUACAUGCAGAUGAGAUCCAGUUUGAGGUUGCUGCUCAUAGUAAUGACUACCUUCCAGAGUGUUUAAAAAUUCCUCAGCAAUAUAGCCUCCCAGUUAUAGUCUAUCCUGCUAAUGUAGGAACCCAUCUGAGUGGAGAUGAAAUCCCCAUUACACAAGACGGGAGGACUCGCUUGAGUGCCAGCCUCAUCACGGAGUCCGACUCCCGUUGCGAUGAAGUAGAGGUAACUGUAACCUCAGCGCCUUCUAUGGAAGUUGGUUACUUGGAAAAUGGUCUACAACCAGGAAGAAGUAUCUCAGAGUUCACUUGCAGGGAACUGAAAGAUGGAAAUAUCUUUUUUGUACAUAGAGAGGGUGGAAUUGCAGAAAUUGCCUGGAAAGUCUCCGAUGGACAGUCAGUAAUCCAAUCCAGUGUGUUUAAGUUGGUGCCAACACAGCCUCAUAUGACUGUUGUCACCAACACUGGCGUAACUUUAUCUCAAGGAAACAGUGCACCCAUCGGAGUCCAGAAUCUGGCUAUUAUUGCUAAUCCUCCAAAUGGGGACAUUUUAUAUAACAUCACACAAGCUCUGGUAUUUGGAGAACUACAAAUGAAGACAAGUGAUGGCACGUACAAGCAGGUUACUAGUUUCCACCAAUUUGAUCUGGAUCAGAACAAUCUUAGAUACUUAAGCACAUAUUCAUUUGAACAAGAAGACAAUAUGGUAGAGCGGAUUCGAUUUGACAUCCAUCUGGGCCAGUUUUCCCUUUCGGAUAACACCUUCUUAGUUAAUAUUUUCCCUGCACAAGUGAAAGUUUCAAACCUAGUGCCGUUGGAGAUGAAGUCUGGUGAAGAGCAAAUAAUUGGAAUCACUGAGCUUCAGGCUCAAGUAAAAGGCAAAACUUCACCCCCAGAAACAAUCAAAUAUAUUGUUAUCAUGCCUCCAACACUUGGAAGUCUUCAGUUGUCUGACAAAGAAUUGGCCGAGGGCGACAUGUUCACUCAGAAGGACAUUUUGGAUAAUGCUCUUAGUUACAGGGUCCGUGUGCAAAGAGCUGUAGAUAGUUCAGAUCAGUUUCAGUUCAGAGUUUUGGCUGAGGACCAGUCCUCUCCUUUAUACACCUUCCCAAUUAACAUCAUUGGCAGUGGCGGUGGCAGUGGCAGUGAAAAUGAGCCUGUUUUGACCAACCAUGUGAUGGUCAUUUUGCAGGGUGGGGAGCAGAGUGUGAACAAAGACCUCCUUUGGGUGCAGUCUGGACGUUCCACAGACUUCUUGUAUCAGGUCUCUGAAGAACCAAAGCAUGGACGGCUCAUGAGGGAUUCCCCCCCUGGUACACCUAGAUUUGAGGGGGCAGUUAGACUUUUUAGUGCUGAAGACCUUGAGCUUAACAGGCUGAUAUACAAGCACGAUGGCUCCACUACAGACAGCGACGAGUUCCAUUUCUCAGCAGUUGGUUCAAAUAAUCAGAAUCUUGUGACUGGUGUCUUCAAAAUAUCAAUCCAGUCCAAGAAUGAGCAUGCUCCUGUGAGGAUUGUGGAUAAGGUCUUCAAUGUGGUCCGCUACGGCCGUCGUCUGCUCGGAACUGAUGUCAUUCAGUUCAAAGAUAACGAUUCAGGUUUCAACGACUCUCAAAUUGUCUACGCUCGCGAGGGAAUCCUGUCAGGCAACAUUGUCUCCGCAUCUAAUCCAUCGCAGCCCAUUUUCCGUUUCACACAAGCUGACCUUAGAGAGAAGAAAAUCUUAUUCAUUCACCAUGGAGCAGAUCUCGACCGCUUCUCGCUACAGGUGUCGGACGGCAUCCACAGAACCACAGCGCUGCUUCAGAUCCAGGCAGGCGAGCCCUAUCUGCGAGUGGUGAAUAAAACCAUCAUCGUCAUGGACCACGGGAGCACAAAGACUCUCAACACCACCCUGCUGAGCGCCGAUUCAAACAUGGACAUCAGAGAUGACAGUGAGAUCAAGUUCCACAUCACAACCCCCCCCAGUGAUGGCAAGAUUAUCGUGAGUGGGAUUGAGGUUUUAGAGUUCACCCAGGAGGACUUGAAAAAGGGUGUUGUGUCAUACGAGCACAAUUCUGACAGUCUGAGCUCCAAGGACUCCUUCACCUUCACCGUCCGAGCACAAGGGCUCUCUGAAGAAGGCACAUUCAGGAUUAAAAUAUUUAAGCAAGGUUACCUUUCUGAGCCUGCCGUUCUAAUCAACGAGGCCAUCGUCUCCUUUGAGAGAGAGCCCACCAUAAUCAGCCCGCGCCAUCUCAAGGUGGAGCAAGCGGAUAUUUUGCCAAUUGAAAUGGUGUUCACAAUUAAAGAAGCUCCUCAGCUCGGUCACGUUGUCAUGCUGUCCAACACUUCAGAGGGCAUGGCCUCCCCUUUCCUCGACUACAUCCACUCCUUCACCCAGGAAGACAUCGACCAAGAGCGCAUCCUCUACGUGUCCACGUCCACUGAGGGUGAAGAUGCGUUUACAGUAGACGUCACUAACGGCUUCACCACGGUGGAGGAUCUGCACAUCAGUGUGAACAUCGUCCCGAGGAUCAUCCCCAUCCAGGCCUUCAACUUCUCUGUGAAGGAGGGCCUACACCGACCCAUUAAUGCUGAGAUAGUAAACGUCUCACAUCCCUUCUACAGCUCAGCAAACAUCGAGUUUAGCGUGGAGGAGAAUCCGCAGCACGGCGCCAUCCGUUACCUGGAUGAAGAUGAACUGAACUACUUUUCCUGGGAAGAGAUCAAACUGGGACAGAUUUUCUACGUGCAUGACAGCUCCGAGACCACGGAGGACCGUUUUAUUCUCUCCGCCUCGGCUUAUGACAUCGGGCGCCAGAGCCUCCCCAUCACCAUCUCCGUUACGAUCAUCCCGGUGAACGACGAGCCGCCCAACCUCUCACGCAACACCGGCCUGGAGGUUCUGGCCGGCGAGGAAGCGGAGAUCACCUCCAGCAUGCUGAGCACGGAGGAUGCAGAUACCCCCGCAGAGCAGCUGCUUUACAACGUGGAAAUGCCAACCAAUGGGAAGGUGGCAUUGAAAGAGGAACCCGAGGAGGGCGUCCUAAAUUUCACACAGGCUCACAUAAACAAAGGAGAGGUCAUCUUCAUUCACGAGGGUGAAGAGUCGGGAGGUUUCAGCUUCACCGUUACAGACGGAGAGCACACGUCUCCCCUCUACCGGUUUGUCGUCACGGUCAGGCCUUUCAACAUCGACGUGGUGACCCUGGAGGAGCUGGUGGUUUAUCCAGGAACGAGGCAGCCCAUCACAAAAGCCAAUCUGGAUGCCAGAACCAGCGUGCACGGGAAUGAGAUCGACUUCUCACUCGUCCGUCCACCUCGUCUGGGAAGACUCAUCCUCGCCAACGACAGGAACCAGUAUGAAGAAAUAAACCACUUCUCACAAUCGCAGCUGGAGUCAGGAGCGGUUUUCUACGAGCACCAACUCCCCGCCGAGCCGUUCUGGGUGGUCCGGGACUCCAUGGAGUUCGCCCUGUCCUCCCAACCGGCCCCGGACGUCCGCCGCGUCCUGCCCAUCACCGUCUCUUACUCUGCCGCCCACAGCAACGUCUCCUCGCAGCUGUGGAGGAACAAAGGGCUGGAUGUUGUGCAGGGCCAGAAGAAAAGCAUUGACGGGUCGAUCCUUGACGCCUCCAACCUCCUGGCAAGCCUGACUGAAGCCCAGCAAGACAAUGCGGACGUGGUCUUUGAGUUGAAGCGUUUCCCUGAACAUGGCCGUAUCACCCUGGACGGCGAGGACCUGCCCCGUGACGCCCCGUCCUUCAUGCAGGACGACCUGUUUCAAGGAAAGCUGGAGUACCUCCAUGAUGACUCCAGGGCCUCCUCUGACAGUUUCUCUUUCACGGCCCGUCUAAAGUCCGAGGGCGGUGCCGUUGCCUCGCCUGCCGAGUCCGUGGUCCUGGAGGAGGUCUUCCAUAUCUCCGUCAAACGGCGGGGCUCUAACGCCCCUCAGCUCGUCACCAACGACAUGCUCCUGGAGGUUCUCCAAGGCUCCAUGACCAUUCUGACCAACAACCAUCUGAACACUCAGGACGGAGACAGCCCGCCGGACGAGGUGCACUUCAGGGUGACCAAAGCGCCGGCCAACGGCCGACUGGUGGACUCCGUCACCAAGGAGCCCAUCUCCGAGUUCACCCAGGACAUGGUCAACCGCGGGCAGGUGGGUUUCUACGGCGACGGCAGCCUGAACGACGGCUUCAUGGAAUUCGUCCUGUCGGACGGGGAGCACGACACGGAGCCGUACACGCUGCACAUCGGCGUCCUGGCCCGCACCCUGUUUCUGGACAAAGCCCCGGAGAUUAAGGUGAAGCAGGGCGACGACGAGACCCUGGUGACCGAGGAGAUGUUGAGGGUCACCACGGGGGGGCAGGUGGAGGAAGACAUCCUUUACAAGAUCACCAGCGUACCCAAGUACGCGGCGGUGAUGGUGGACCGGCAGCCCACCUCGGCCUUCACGCAGAAGCAGAUCAGAGAGGGCCGGGUCAGCGUCCGCUUCGUCAAGUCCACUUCCCCCAGGGACAGCGUCUCCUUCACGGCCCGCAGCCGGGCCGCCAACGUCUCCUCGGUGCUCAACAUCACCGUGCAGCCUCUGGCCCACAUCGCCCAGGACCCCCUGCUGCCCCGGGGCGCGCUGCUCCGCCUGGACCGGAGGCUUCUGGACGCCACGCCGCUGGCCAACAAGACCGGCACUUCCCCAACGUUCACCGUCAUCCAGCAGCCCCGAGGGGCUCGCUUCGUCAGGUCCGGGGGCUCCAACGCGGGCCAGCCGCUCAACUCCUUCAGCCAGAAGGACGUGGAUGAGGGUCGCGUCGCUGUGGAAAUAGACGACGCUUCUGGCUCCCAAAGCAGCGCCAAUCAAGACGAGGCCCGGUUCCUGCUCAAAGCCCACGGGGUCCCUCCCGCGGAGUGCGUGCUGUCCUUCCGGACGGGCCCUUACAACGCCUCGGCCGUCUACCCCGGCACCCUGCUGAGGCUUCCCGGGGACAGCAACGACCUCCCCGACGUGGCGGGGGCUCCCCCUCGCGGGACUCCGCCCCGCCCGGCCUGGAGGGGCAACAUGGACUGGCCCGCGGGAGACGGCGUCACCACCACCGCGUCGCCCGACUCCAGCUCCCGCGGGAAGCCGCACGUGUCGCGCCGCAGCAACGUCUGGUCCAUCCUCAUCCCCAUCCUGGUGGUCCUGCUGCUGCUGCUGCUGGCGGCCGUCCUGGCCUACUACCUCGUCCACAAGAACAAGACGGGCAAGCACGACGUGCAGACGGCGGCCUCCAAGCCCAAGAACGGAGAGGUGGCCAGUGCGGAAACCUUCCGCAAGACCGACCCGGCCAACAAUAUCCCCAUGUCCAAUAUGGACUCCAAAGAAACGGACCCCGAGCUGUUGCAGCACUGUCGGACAAACAACCCGGCCUUGAAAAAGAACCAGUACUGGGUUUGAAACAUUUCUCAAGUGUUUGGAAAGUCUCCUCGAAUCAUUCCUCGCAGUAUUACAGACUUAUUACCAAGCAGUUUCAAUAAAUCACGUUUUCGAUGCCUUCGUGUAUUGACUUCUCAGCAAAACUGUGGACAAAUUCUCAGGCAAAGAAACACUGUACACUUAUUUGGCAACGAAAUAGGCUGUUUCUGAUCUUUGGAGGCUCAAGCCAUGUCUAUUUAUUUCACUUUUAUCAUUCCUCUUUGUCAAAGGGCACAAAUGAAGACAUAAACAUACUGAGUGUUUGCAAGAAAGUGUUUGGGGCGUGCUCUAUUAUUGUAUCCAUUAUGAUAGCGGGAAAUAUUAAUCACUCAAGUGGGUAGAUAGACUCAGUUAGAAUCUUUUUUCAGUUUUUGCAAGUCGAUAAGUAGGUACGGAAGGAACGAGGUGAAUGUCAUUAAGAUGAGAACAGUGUGUUUUUGUGUAAAUACAAAUUAAAGGUGAAAAUAGACAUUUUACAAACAUUCAUAUCCUGCUAGGGUGUAAGCUAAGCUGUCGCGCUGCCAGCUGUCGGCCCACACAGAUGUGCGACAGUUUCACAGGUUUCAGGGCGAAUUAAAAAGAUCACAAAUGCUUUUUUUUUGUGUGUGUAAGAAUAAGGCAGUUUCUAACUUCAAAUGUUUAAAAGUGAGAACCUUAUUGUGACAAUGUGCUCUCACUUUACUGAGUUUUCUCGCUCCGCGUCAGCCCGCCGUCUGUCAUAUGGGACUUUUCUGUGUGCUCGCACAGCGCUUGUAAAUGUUCACUGGACUGGCACGGUCUUGACCGCAUGACUACACUUUAUAGAGUUUAUAGACUGAAGGCAGGACGCUCAGCGCAGCCAAACUGGUCUUUAACACGUCCACACCGGCUGAGCUCGCUCCUGUCCGUCAGCCAGAGCCCACUUCACAAGCCUGAUUGGUGAAUAAAAGGACAGUCCAAGUCUUCAAAGCUUUUCCGGCUAUAAGCAUUCCCAGCGUGAGCUGAAUAUACAGACUGUCCUCCAAUGAAAUCAUCUUUUUUUUGUUUUAACUCUGUAUGUCUUGCAUGUGGAAGCUAAAAGGCUAAAAGGAGUCCUACUGUAACUCACAGACGACCUCUGUGACGGUUAGCUGAUAAUGUGGAAUGAGGCUCGCAGGUCAAAGAAAGAGAGUAACCUCUUCUGAGGUGUUCCACAGUUUGCUGUAUUUUAUUUCCCUCAUGCUGUAUACCAGUGUUGCCUUAUUUUCCACUUGUUAAAUGAGAAUACAGUAUUUUUGAUAAUAAUCCCUGUCAUUACCCGAUUUGAGUCACACAUGCGCAGUCGUGUCCAACAUCGUCGGCCAUCUUGGAAAGCAACAUACGGCAACACCACUUGGACAAACUACAGUUACGUCCCCAGACUUGAUAGACAAGCUCUAAACACACACUUGUUUUGAUAUACACUACUCACAAUAAGUUAGGGAUAUUAUUAUUUACAUGAUUGCUUUUCCUA